Aspergillus chevalieri is the source of this 216-nucleotide messenger RNA. RefSeq lists its product as uncharacterized. The transcript has a single exon. The record is from RefSeq and is a predicted model, not a curated record. Bases 1 to 216 code for a protein of 71 amino acids. Lineage: Eukaryota; Fungi; Ascomycota; Eurotiomycetes; Eurotiales; Aspergillaceae.
AUGUCCGCCCCCAACCCCGGCCGCCAAUCCCCCGACCCCGAGCGCCAGAGCGGCGCCCAGCAGCGAGACCCCGUCUCGGCAGGAAAGACCCUUCCUGAAUUCCGUGGUGAGCCUCGUCACUCGCAGGUCGAAUCCGAGGACACCAAGAACACAAAGCUUGAGAGCAAUCCCGUGCAUCGGUUGGAAGAGAUUGAGGCGAAGAAGUAUCAAAAAUAA